Molecule: messenger RNA, 3797 nt
Organism: Triplophysa dalaica
Lineage: Eukaryota; Metazoa; Chordata; Actinopteri; Cypriniformes; Nemacheilidae
Gene: meioc
Product: minamoto
Exons: 8
Coding region: 214-2796 (860 amino acids)
Biological process (GO): female meiosis I; mRNA stabilization; male meiosis I
Cellular component (GO): cytoplasm; nucleus
Source: RefSeq, a predicted model, not a curated record
UGGUGAGAAACGGGCACAAACAGUACUAGAGCACCUCUGACAUAUUCCUGUGAAGAAGUUUGGCCUGUUCAUGGGGUUACGUCCUUAAUUACUUUCGCAAUAAAUCAGCUGUAUGAUUGAUUUGAGCAAUCGUGGACACUUAUAUUCAUAAAUUGCAUUAGCAGUUAUUUAAAGAAAGAAGCAAUUGGUCGCCGCCAGCAACAUUUAGUAUCGAUGGAGGUUAAUUAUGCAAGGAAAAGUCAAGUCAAUGGGGGUACAAGUGGAGGAAGAAAUAACUUCGUUCAUUUUCAAAAUUCAGGACCGGACUCAUACUUUCACCAAUACAAGUUACAGAAAAGUUAUAAAGAUGGCAAAGGCCUGUCUCCGUCUUUCAACUCAUUGUCAGACUCUUUGCUGAAAGACUAUCCACCAGUACCUGAUACAGUUUGGCCAGCUCUGGAAGACAACUGUAAAUCAAUGGAUUAUCCUCGAAGCAUGCUUAAUAACAGACUGCCAAUAGAUGCCAGUAACUGUGGAAGUGAAGCUGAUCUUUAUGGAUUGGUUUCAAACAUCUUGGAUGAACCAGAUUCGAUUGACCAAUACUCAUACUUUUCCGAGAAGGCAUCUAGUCUGAAAGGCGUGUGGUCUCCUAAGUUAUUGAGAGAGGACAGUUUGCAUUACUUCCAUAAUGAUGAGGUGCAGAUGACAUCCAGCUCUGGCUUCCCAUCAAACCAGAUUUAUCCUAAACCAAUCGGCAGAGAAUCUCAUGAGUGGGCCAAACCUCAGAAUAUCAAUGGUUUUGAUUCUUCCACACCCUUCCAUUUCUCCUCCUGUAAUGGUGAGCCUGAUGCCUACUUUUCCCCACCUCAAAAUCUUCCUCAUCCCCCAGGCCUAACCGCACCCUCAGCAUUAAGCUCUUACAUUACGAAACCUGAGUAUAUAACACCUGAGAAGGAUGAAGGGUACUGCAGCAGCAAUAACUGCCUGUCUGAUUACAUAAGUGCAGUAAACAAUUCCUGCCACCCUCCAGACAAAAUGGAUGGCUCCUUUUUCAGGUCCCCCCAUGCCUUUUCAGCUGUGAGCAAAGAAAAAGUGAGAAAAGAAGAUUCCUUCUCUGUGCAGGAUAUUGGUAAGCAGGCAUUUCUUUUAACAGAGCAGGAUGGUGGCUUCAGAGAUUCAGGCCAGAACGGGCUUCUGGUCCAGAAGAAUCAUGAGGAAAUCAUAGCAGAACAGGCAAGUCGUCCAUACCAAAGGAUAUCAGAAUAUAUUUCUCAGAUGCCAGAUUUUAAGAGAGAGAUAACCCGCAGCCACGUGGACCAAAUGAGAGCUGAUGUAGGAGGCAAAAAUAUGUUUUCACAGAGUUAUUUUCCUACAAAUGAAUUUUUUGGGUUCGGACAACAGCCACCUAAAGUUUUUUUGCCGACUCUGAACCCAAACAAAGAAGCCAACCAGAUAGCAAGUGGUACACCUCAAAGUAGUGUAAAUCAGUUCCAGCAUGCUCUGUCAAAUCACUAUCAAAGCCAAACCAGGAUCCCAAGUAAAACCAGCAAUAACCUUGAAUCACAGGGGUUAGCAAAGCUGAUGUCUAUGUCUGGGGUUGUUCCAUUACCUCCUUCUCAGCAGCUGUUCCAGUCCACAGCAAGAGUCCCGCAUAAUUUCAAUCAGGGAAGUGGAGAGAAUCUACAGUGCCCAAUAAACCAAGGAAGUCUGGACGCUUUAAGAAAUGGAGUAGGAAAUAUAGAAAUUUCAGACUAUGAUCUCCUAGAGAAAAAGUCGUCGGCAGGCUCCAUGGUUGACGGCCGUUUUACACAGCGAUUUGGAAUGAAGUCCAAACUUCAGGCUGGUUUUCUUAAAGAAGCUGACAAGAAACCAGGACUCCAGAAUCCAUUUCAGGGGGUUGGAAAUGUGUACACAGGACAGGUUGGACAUAUUAGAGCUGAUUCAAACGCAGCCAAACCCACACCAUCACAACUUUUCCCUUUCCUGUAUCAGACGGGUGAUCCUAGAAAAAAUGCCUUCUACCCGAUGCACUCGCAACCACCUCUGCCCUACGGCCCUGUGCCCCAUGCUGACAUGAAUGAAAAUCUUGCAGAUGGAGAGAUUUCACCCCUCAGACCCUACCUUCAAGAAGUUAGUGUGCCGAGCCAAGUGUUGGGGGAUGGGUCUUUUCCUGGGUUUCUGUUUGCUAUGAGUUUACCUAAACUUGGCAAAGAACUCGGAAGCCCCAACAGUCAGCUACACUAUUAUCUGGAGGAAUGUUAUGAGCAGUGGAGGAUGCUGGAAAAAGAAAGAAAGAAAGCAGAAACUGUUCUUAUUAAGAGUUAUCCGGAAAAACGUGUAUCGGUCUUGACCAGUAGUGCGUUACCCAAAAUGCCUCCAAAUCCCACAAGAGUGGACAGACUCAUUGUAGACCAGCUGCGAGAACAUGGAAAGGUGGCUGCUUUGCUAGGGAAGAUGGAACAGUUGCGUAGUUUUCCACUUCAUGCCAAUAUUAACUCGGCACUGGACAGGCAUCUUGAGUUCAUCUACACCACGCAGGCACGCCGCAAAGACGAAUUCAUCAAUGCUAGCGGCAGACAGAGGCAACCAGCGGCCUUCUUUAAAGAGGAAAGGGAGAUACUUCUGUUGGCAUCUGCAGUGAAGGACCUGUGUGCCAGCACCCGAAAGGCCCGUACUGCUCUGUGGUGUGCUUUGCAAAUGACUUUGCCCAAGAUGAGCCGUUACCAAGAAGAGAAACAAGAGAAAGGUUCCUGCUCCCCUGUUGGGCAAGACAAUCCUGAGCAGAGCAGCCUGGAGAGAGCAAUAAUUUCCCUGUGAUCACGGUUUGUAUGUGAGUGUCCUUGGUUUGACAAGGAAUAAUAUCUUAUAGUCUGUCAAAAAAGGCACAAGUUGUGUUUUAAGAUGAAUAGAUGAGUUAUUUAAGUUAUUCUACCAUAGUGAUAUAUUAGGCUCAGUUGUGGGCAGCCAAUAGAAUUAUCAGUUCAUUAAUAUUUAUUCUUUUUCUUCAGUGGAAAUCACUAAUCACAAUCAAAUUCUCCAAAAGAUAGUGCAUAGAAUUAUGGCAAUAACAUCAUUAUGGAGUUACUGUAUGUCCAUGGGCUCUAUAAAAACUACCAGUAAAGAAUGUUUUGAUAGAGUAACAUGUAAAAAAGAUGAGUGGCAGUGGCUAAAGAGUGACAGUAAAAGAUAUGAGAGGGAUGAAAUCAGAAAAGAGGGACCUUUUAACUGGCUUAUGGUGAUAAUGAUUUUGCAGCAAGUGUAUCAUCUGUUACUUUGGAGGAUACAGGGGUUUUGUUGCCUAAUUGGCCCCCGAAAUUUUAUAAAUAGUUAUUACUUAGAAAAACAAUUUUUUGGUAUGUGUUUGCUUUGCUCAAAAAAACUAGUAUUUGUGUAAGAGGUUUUUGGACAGUUUAAUUAGUACCUGCUGCACAGUAACCAACAUACUCUGCUAAUUUUAGUUCCACUGAUACAAACAUCCACAAGAGCUUAGACCAUAUUUAUAACCAAUAGAAAGUGUUCAUGUUGUCCUGUUAUUUUACAUAUUUAUUUGAGCACUUGUUUUUAGUGAUCUCGCUAGAUAAACAAUGAUAAUAGCAACUCUCUUCUAAAUUUUCAAAAAAUCUGAACUUGAAUUUAUUUAUUCACAAUUUGUUGGUCUCAAAUCUUUUCCAGCCCAAGAUUUCAUCACUAUUUUCCAAUGUAUAUCAUCAAUCUCUGUGUGUGAUUUAACAAAUUUGAGGAUUUACUGAGAAUACAUACCCCUUUAAAAAGCCCAGAACAACAUGAUUUAUGGACUGCAAUAAAGGGAAUGUUACCUA